Messenger RNA from Carassius carassius (crucian carp), 815 nucleotides. RefSeq names its product small nuclear ribonucleoprotein Sm D3. Gene Ontology annotation, cellular component: U5 snRNP; U12-type spliceosomal complex; catalytic step 2 spliceosome. Bases 184 to 570 code for a protein of 128 amino acids. Gene Ontology annotation, molecular function: RNA binding. NCBI's taxonomy places the organism in Eukaryota, Metazoa, Chordata, Actinopteri, Cypriniformes, Cyprinidae. The transcript is spliced from 4 exons. The record is from RefSeq and is a predicted model, not a curated record. Gene Ontology annotation, biological process: spliceosomal snRNP assembly; RNA processing.
GGUCUAAAUAUUCAUUGGGAAUGUGUUAGUUUAGUUAUUUAAGUCAGGAUAAGCUAACUUUAUUAAAUAUCAAAACUGAAUGGUUUUCAUUACGUUCCAUUUUUUGAGCGUGGAAAUGCAAUAUUCACUGAACAUAAUUCCUGAACGAAUGAUUCAUGUGAGCCGGUUCUUUUAAAGUAAAACAUGUCUAUUGGUGUUCCCAUCAAAGUCCUGCAUGAAGCAGAGGGUCACAUCGUGACGUGUGAGACCAACACAGGUGAGGUGUACAGAGGCAAGCUGAUCGAAGCAGAGGAUAACAUGAACUGCCAGAUGUCCAACAUUACAGUGACCUAUAGAGACGGCAGAGUGUCACAGCUGGAGCAGGUGUACAUUCGCGGCAGCAAAAUACGCUUCCUCAUUCUGCCAGACAUGUUGAAAAAUGCCCCUAUGUUGAAGAGCAUGAAAAACAAAAACCAAGGUGCAGGAGCUGGAAGAGGCAAAGCUGCUAUUCUCAAAGCUCAAGUCGCAGCGAGGGGCAGAGGUCGAGGAGGACCAGGAGGAAGGGGAAAUAUUUUCCAGAAAAGACGAUAAUAUGAAUACUGUUUUAAUCACGGUGUCAUUUUGUACAGUUUUUUUUAAAAUGAGAAAUUGUGCUUUUUUUAUUAUUUGGUAAAUUUGGUGAUCUUGUAGUUUUGUUGAUUUUGCUAUUCCCCCCCCCCCACUUUUCUCAUGUAAUAAAGCUGUUUACUUAAAUAAGAAUACUGUUUUACAGUGCUGCUAAACCAGUCAUUCCUUAAUCGUAUCUCAUUACAUUUAUUAACAGUUAAAAACCUAAA